Molecule: messenger RNA, 1965 nt
Organism: Prorocentrum cordatum
Lineage: Eukaryota; Dinophyceae; Prorocentrales; Prorocentraceae
Source: the annotation of a GenBank genome assembly
AUGGGGCCUGUGAGCUGGUCGUGGCUGCUGGCCUCGACGCUGGUGGUGCAGCGGCCGCUGCUGCUGGCGGCCAGCAGCGAGUACCAGUGCCUGGACAGCCCGAAGCUGUUGGAGACCACCCUGGUGGUCUCCGCCUCCAGAGCUGGCAACAACACGAGGGACUUCGAGGUGCCGCCCCUGCCACUCGGCGACGACAGCUUCGCUUACGCGCUCCGCAGCGCGUUCGUCGUCUUGCCGUGGCGGUGCGUCAAAGGUCUCGGCCUGGAGCCAAACGUUGGUGAUCUCGACGGGGCUCUCGACCAGUGGAUGGGUCGAUUUGGCGACCUGUGUGUUGGCGGCCCGUGUUCCAGCAGCCACCUGCGCGGCAAGACGACCUCAGUGUUGAGAGAUUGCACCCUCGGCUGGGUCAUCUUCGCGCACGGCAGCGGCGGCUUCACCUACGACAACCCGCGCUACACGUACAUGAUGGCCGCCGCAGGGUACGGCGUGAUCGCUCCCGACUCCUUCGCGUCCGCAGAGCUCGGACUCAGGUAUAAGGCUCCCGUCGAGAACCUGCCCGCGCACCUCAGGGCCCUCAACAACGGCUCGGGCGGCGGCAGUUAUUGGUGUGACAACAACGUGUACGAGGCGACCUCCACCUGUCCGCCAGCCAUGGCGAAGAGCUCGGGAGGUGCGACGUCGUACCCGCUCUGCUACAGCUCCGACGCGGACGUCAUUCUGUCUGACACGACGAGCUGGCGGCAGUACUACGAGAGGGUGUACCAGCUUCGCCAGAGGGAGCUCGACUACGUCGUGGAGCACCUCCCCAGCUGGGUGCGGGAGUCCCCCAAGCUUUUUCUGGCGGGCGAGAGCGAGGGGGGCAUGGUGGCAGCGCGCUACUACCACCCCAAGCUGGAGCCCCUGCUCCAGGCUGGGGGCAGGGUAGUGCUGCAGUGGGGCUGCGGGUGGGAUUACUACGUCAGCUGCCCCAGCAACGCCCAGAUCGGCGGGGGGCGCGCGGACGUCAGCAGCACGCCGGUGCUGAACGCCAUCUCGCAUGUGGACCCGUUCUUUGGGCCGACGGAGAGCUCCGUGGCGUGGAAGGUCGCGAACGCCCCAGGCGGCUACGGCGCCCGGCCGCCCUCGGGCAACUGCAUGGCGCAGCUCGGGGCGCAGGGCAUCAGGCACGGCUACGUGGUGAGCGACGUGGGCUCGGAGUACCACGGCCUCACCGAGACGAGCGGCAACCUCCUGCGCGCUCUGCUGUUCGGCUUCCUGGCGGCCCCCAGGUCGCCUUCCCUGCUCUCGCGGCUCCGCGAGGAGGGCGGCCGGGGGUGCGCGAACGAGUCCGUCACCGACGGCCUGCGCUUCGCGGAGUGCUCGGAGCUGGGGCCCGGUGAGACGGUGCCUGGCGCGGAGAUGCCAGAGUGCGCGUGGCCUGACUACGACUACCACCUGGAGUACUACCUCCCGGACGAGCCCGGCCCCAACGAGCCGAAGGGCGACGGCAGGGCCGGCGGGGCCGCGCCUUGGCCCGCGCUCCUCCAGCUCAAGCUCGGGGAGCAACAGACUCCCUCUGGCAGCCGCGGCCUCGCCCUGGUGCAGCCGGCCCUCGCGCUCUUUUUGGCCCUUACAGACACCUUCGGGCCCGCGCGCGGCUGCACGGGGCCCGCACUGCACCUCCUCGCGGCUCCGGGGCACCUCGCGGGCGGUUACAGGCCCGCGGGGCCCGGCUCGGCAGGCCUGCGGGGGGAGCUGCAGGUCUUCCUGCGCAAGGACAAGAUCAUGAACACGGUCUGCGGGCUGCUCAACAACACCAGCGAGCACUACAGCGUCGUGCCCUCGGGCCUGUGCCAGCAGGGCAAGUGCACCGCCAUCAUCGACGGUGUCAUCCCAGACAAGCGCUACGUGUUCAACGUGGUGGCAGAGUCUCAGCGCGGGCACAAGAUCGCGUACGCCGGCAUCAUUAUGCGCACCGACUACCGG